Molecule: messenger RNA, 2138 nt
Organism: Schistocerca nitens (vagrant locust)
Lineage: Eukaryota; Metazoa; Arthropoda; Insecta; Orthoptera; Acrididae
Exons: 4
Coding region: 228-755 (175 amino acids)
Source: RefSeq, a predicted model, not a curated record
UCUACGGCGCCACCAGCCAACGACCGCUCUUCGCCGCUGGGGUACGUUGGCGCCAGGCUCUCUGGACCCCGAGUCCCUCGUUCCAGCAGGCGACGCUGCUCCUCGGCUUAUGUAACAGAAAGCAGGGUGAAUUCCGGAAACCACGAUCGCAAGUGGCGAGGUCCGUCGAUACUUCGGUCGGCGAAGGAUCCAGAGGAACGCCCCAACCGGUGCCUGCCCGCGACACCAUGCGGCUGCUGCUCGUGCUGGCUCUGCUGGCGGCGCCCGCCUUCGCACGCUACGACAGCGACCGCGCCGGCUACACUUACGACGACGACGCGUACACUUCUGAGGACGCCGGUGGCCGCUACGACCGUUGCCGCGACGCUGCGUGGUCCCGGCGCGACUGCCUGCCGACGAGCCACAACAGAAUCGUCACCAGUCGUCCUGACAGGUGGGCAGCCAAGUCACGCGUGCGGAUGGGAAACGGCGGCUGGCGGGCGCUGCCUGGGGGCGCCGCGGAGCUGCACUGCCUGUUCCCAGUGCCGCUGCUCUCGAACGUGGUGUGGACCAGAGUGGACAGGUCCGGCAGCUCGAGCCGCAUCCACAGCCAGGGCCACCUGUGGCCGCGCCCGCUGCCCGGCGGCUCAGCCCUGCUGGUGGACCGCGCCUCGCCGCUCGACGUGGGCCUCUACCGCUGCCUCGCCACCGCCCUGCACCCCCGCUCCGGGCCCGUCACCGUCUUCCAGGACGUCCACUUCCAGCCCUACUUCUAACCACAGCCGGACAGCCCAGUCCAAUGCUGCCGAACCAGAGAACCGUUCUGACUUUACUGAAGCAGUCGCUAUGCUGGGCUAAAUGCUAUGUGGUGCUGCCAAUUACUAACGUCCCUCUGUUGUCACUCUGUCGCGAAGUUUGCUUCAGCUACUCACUGCCUCGAAAUCUCUACUAAACAUCCUGGGACUAUUCAAAAACAAACGAUGAAUUACAAUGUCGUUGCGUGUCUAGUGAAUGGGCUCUUUCCGUGAUGUUCACACCAGAAUUCUCAUAGUCGGAGCUACUGAGCGCAUAUUAAGUUAACGUCGCCGCUUUGCGCUAAUACUUGUUUAAUUUUAGCUGCAGAGAUCCAGUGAAGUAAGAGAUUCCAUCACCAUCACCCUGGACAUCUACUUGCAUGUACUUUAAGGGGGGUAGGACGUCAAACGGGCCGACUUGGAGCAGGAGAGUCACCACAGGACGUUUUAAUUUCUACUGUCUAUACUUUUACAAACAAAUUCAUAAAACUUUGUCACCAUGACCAGGAACGGUUGAGGACUCACACUCAUCGCAGUGGAGGUUCAAAAACGUAGCAAAAUAUCUUUUUUUUACAUGUGAAAUUUCAUCAUUUUUUCUCUUAUUACUGGCUGCAUUUGUUCCUAUAGGUACACUUUCCUUCCUAAGCAAAAGAGAUUCUUCGAUGAAUUUUUCAUAGCAUACAAACAGCAGUUACAGGUAUAUGAAACUCUAGAAUUUUCCAAAUCUAUUACAAAACUGUGGAAAAAAUAGAGAUAAUUAACUAUAAAACUUGAGUUUUUUCUAAACAUGAAGUUUAAAAUGUAACAGUUCAUUCAUUUUUUCAUAAAUUAAAUAACUUUUAGAGUUUCAUACACCUGUAACUAUGGCUUGUAUGCUGUGCAAAAGUCAUCGAAGAAUCUCUCUUACUUUGGAAGAGAAGUGUACCUAUAGCAACAAAUGCAGCCAGUAGUAGGUGAAAAAAAUGAUGAACUUUCACAUGUAAAAAAAAAGUGUUUUGUUACGUUUUUGAGCUUCCAAUGCUAUCGGUAUGAAUCCUGAAUCCUUCCUGGUCAUGCUGUUAAAGUUUUAUGAAUUUAUUUGUAAAAGUAUAGACAGUGGAAAUUAAAAUGUCCUGUGGCGCCUCUCCUGCUUCAAGUCGGCCCGUUUGACGUCCUACCCCCCUUAACCGCUGAUUGUCAACGGCUGUUCUGUCUGUGAAACUACAGCUGUUAAUGGAGCUAAUCUGAUCAGCAUGGAAAGAACUUAAGCUGUACCUCGUAUUCUAAUGUAUCCGAAUAAGGUUCUUGUGUCCUUAAGAAUGUGUUCCGCUCACACGCUAAAGUAAAGCUGCACAACAGGUUCUAUAUUUAUACAUCACUGUAAAU